This is a messenger RNA of Candidozyma auris, 699 nucleotides long. It is a transcript of the gene MGM101, whose product is annotated as Mgm101p. Gene Ontology annotation, cellular component: mitochondrial chromosome; mitochondrial nucleoid. The record is from RefSeq and is a predicted model, not a curated record. Gene Ontology annotation, biological process: recombinational repair; interstrand cross-link repair. The coding region runs from base 1 to 699 and encodes 232 amino acids. The transcript has a single exon. Gene Ontology annotation, molecular function: single-stranded DNA binding. Lineage: Eukaryota; Fungi; Ascomycota; Pichiomycetes; Serinales; Metschnikowiaceae.
AUGGCCAAUAAAGUCUCUCCAAUAAGGAAACCUGCCUCCUCUGCAGCAUCCACUAUGGCAUCCGAAGCGAAUGGAGUUGCAAAUGGCGAGUCAAGCGAGUCUAAGUCUGUCUCAACAGGAUUUGCUUUCCAUGACUCUCCAAUUGGUGGCACUAGUGUCAACAAAGAUGGCCAUAUUGACUGGUCUGACUCGUUUCACGGGUUGGGACAGGCAGCGUUCCCCAAAGAGGUGAAUGAUAUAUUGCUCGCGCCUCUUAAAGACGAGGAUAUCGAGAUCAAGCCGGACGGCCUUCUUUAUUUGCCUGAAAUCAAGUAUAGACGAAUUCUUAAUAAGGCAUUCGGGCCUGGAGGUUGGGGUCUUGCCCCAAGAACAGAAACUUUCAUUACACCAAAACAGGUGAGUAGAGAGUACGCGUUGAUAUGUCAAGGACGUUUGGUAUCUGUGGCUAGAGGUGAACAGGAUUAUUUCGGAGGAGAAGAGAAGCUCACCACAGCUCUCGAAGGUUGUAAAAGUAAUGCUUUGAUGAGAUGCUGCAAGGACUUGGGGAUUGCAAGCGAAUUGUGGGAUCCUUCAUUCAUUCGUACCUGGAAGAAGAAAUAUUGUGAUGAGAUGUUUGCUGAGCAUGUUGUCACGAAGAAGAAGAAGAAAUUGUGGAAGCUCAAGUCCAAUAACUUCGAAUACCCUUAUAAAGCUUGUUAG